UGUGCCAGACGGCUGAAGGAAAUAAACGUAGAAAGCCAUCUCCUGGUAGGGCAGUUGACCAAUUGGGACCUUCUUCACUUGCUGUCCCUCAAGCCUACUGUAAUAUGUCUACCUUGAGUGUAAAGACAAUGCCCAUCUUGAGUCCUACUGAGCUGUCAGAUGCCCAACGUGAAUGCCCUGGCAUUGGCGAGAUAUGGUCAGCUCUCAACAAAGGAGAUUUGACACAGGUUGACAAGACAAAGCAUCCAACCUGCCCUCUGUUACUAAGAGAGUGGGAUCGGUUGACGAUACGACAAGGGGUCAUGUAUCGAGUCACAAGUCCCCCUGACAAACCCCAUCGCUCUCAACUAGUCUUGCCAGAGAAGUAUAGGAAGAUGGUAAUGACAUCCCUGCAUGAUGACUGUGGUCAUUUAGGCUCUGAAAAAACAUACGGCCUCAUUAAAGGCAGAUUCUACUGGCCACGGAUGAAGUCGGAUGUGGAAGAAUACUGCAAGUGCUGCAUGCGCUGCAUAAAGAGAAAGACUCUACCCAAGAAAGCUGCUCCACUGUCUCAUUUACAAAGUGAUGGACCACUGGACCUUGUUUGCAUGGACUUUUUGUCUAUUGAACCUGACUCAAGCAAUACAGAAAAUGUCCUGGUUAUUACUGAUCACUAUACACGCUACGCCCAAGCUUUUCCAACGAAAGACCAAAAAGCCUCUACGGUGGCGAAGGUGUUGAUGGAGAAAUACUUCGUCCAUUACGGAUUGCCAAAGAGGAUGCACAGCGAUCAAGGGAGAGAUUUUGAAAGCAGGCUUAUACACGAGGUACUUAGCACACUUGGGGUUGAAAAAUCAAGGACAACGCCAUAUCAUCCUCAAGGAGAUCCCCAGCCUGAGAGGUUUAACAGGACUCUGUUAAGCAUGCUCGGAACUCUGGAGCCAAGCAGGAAGAGAAAAUGGAGUCAGCACAUUGUACACCUUGUCCACGCCUACAACUGCACUUCAAAUGAAGCCACUGGGUUUUCGCCUUAUUACCUCAUGUUUGGGCGGGAGGCGAGGCUCCCAGUGGAUUUGUGUUUUGGGACGUCCAGCGACGACACACGGCAGGAAACUUACCUCAAGUAUGUAACUGAGAUGAGGAGGGAGUUGAAAGCUGCAUACGACCUUGCGGAGUCCAUUGCUGCCAAGCAGAACGAAGGCAAUAAACGGCGGUAUGAUCAGAAGAUCCGAUUCUCACAGCUGUUACCUGGAGACAGAGUCUUGAUAAGAAACUUAGGAUUGCAUGGGAAGCAUAAGUUAGCGGACCGCUGGGCUUCAAAUCCUUAUGUGGUGGACAGUCAGAUGCCAAAUUUACCAGUGUUCCGGUUGAAACCAGAAGACGGAAAUGGACCUGUCAAAAUUCUCCACCGAAAUCACAUUCUACCUCUUGGAAAAACUGUAUGCCUGGAGCCGACGCCUGCUGUUCACCCUGUACCGGGUAUGAGAGUCCUUCGAAAGAGACUUCAUAAACUUCACAACAGUGUGUCAGAGAGAGACAAGGCUUCAGCAGAGACACCAGAGAACAAUGAUAAAGGGGAAGUGAAAUCAGACCAUUGCCACGGAAAAGACGACGACACACGGCAGGAAACUUACCUCAAGUAUGUAACUGAGAUGAGGAGGGAGUUGAAAGCUGCAUACGACCUUGCGGAGUCCAUUGCUGCCAAGCAGAACGAAGGCAAUAAACGGCGGUAUGAUCAGAAGAUCCGAUUCUCACAGCUGUUACCUGGAGACAGAGUCUUGAUAAGAAACUUAGGAUUGCAUGGGAAGCAUAAGUUAGCGGACCGCUGGGCUUCAAAUCCUUAUGUGGUGGACAGUCAGAUGCCAAAUUUACCAGUGUUCCGGUUGAAACCAGAAGACGGAAAUGGACCUGUCAAAAUUCUCCACCGAAAUCACAUUCUACCUCUUGGAAAAACUGUAUGCCUGGAGCCGACGCCUGCUGUUCACCCUGUACCGGGUAUGAGAGUCCUUCGAAAGAGACUUCGUAAACUUCGCAACAGUGUGUCAGAGAGAGACAAGGCUUCAGCAGAGACACCAGAGAACAAUGAUAAAGGGGAAGUGAAAUCAGACCAUUGCCACGGAAAAGAGUACACAGAUUCUGAGGAUGAGGAAAGUGGGAUGUGCUAUGACUUACCUGCUCACACUCCCAGGACUGGAGUUGAUGAAGAAAUGUCGGAACCAUUCAGCUUGGAUCUGGAUAUUGUAUGGGAUGAAGUGACUGAACGACCAGAGGUGACAGAGCAAGAACUCGUGGCUUCGCGGGACUGUGACACCGUCGUGGGAGGGACCGCAGACACACCGUUCGCCUGCUGGACGAGAGGAGACCACAUCGGAACGCUGGUGUUUUCCUCCACGGAGGGCUGUGUUGCUGGUGGUGACGGACGAACGAAGCUGUGUAACCCUCGCUGUGUGCUGGGACACGCGCUGUGUAACCCUCGCUGUGCUGCUGCGGACAACGUCGCCCCGGUAGGAUCUGGGGUUUCCACUCCACUCAAGGAG
Molecule: messenger RNA, 2516 nt
Organism: Micropterus dolomieu (smallmouth bass)
Lineage: Eukaryota; Metazoa; Chordata; Actinopteri; Centrarchiformes; Centrarchidae
Exons: 3
Biological process (GO): DNA integration
Molecular function (GO): nucleic acid binding
Source: RefSeq, a predicted model, not a curated record